GCUUCCCCGCCUUGAUUGACAGCUCGCCCUCCCUCCUUGGAGCUGGAGAGAGAGAGAGAGAGAGAGAGACCCAGCAGAAAGAAGAAUCGCAGGUGGUGCAUUUUUUUGACCUCGAAAAGGGUAGAUCCUGAAUCGUCGCCAGCCUUGUCUUUGUGUGUUUUGGGCAACUCCAUGCCUGUGCUUCGACAUGGAGAAGUACGAAAAGAUCAGCAAGAUCGGGGAGGGCUCCUACGGGGUGGUCUUCAAGUGCCGGAACAGGGACACCGGGCAGGUCGUGGCCAUCAAGAAGUUCCUGGAGUCGGAAGACGACCCCGUCAUUAAGAAGAUCGCCCUCCGAGAGAUACGCAUGCUCAAGCAACUGAAGCAUCCCAACCUGGUCAACCUCUUGGAGGUCUUCCGUCGGAAGAGGAAGCUGCACCUGGUCUUUGAAUAUUGCGACCACACUGUGCUGCACGAGCUGGACAAGAACCCACGGGGGGUCCCAGAGCAUUUGGUGAAGAGCAUAACGUGGCAGACUCUCCAGGCGGUCAACUUUUGCCAUAAACACAAUUGCAUACACAGAGAUGUGAAGCCGGAAAACAUCCUCAUCACAAAGCAUUUCGUCAUUAAACUCUGUGACUUUGGAUUCGCUCGCAUCUUAACUGGACCCAGCGAUUACUACACGGAUUAUGUGGCAACUCGUUGGUACCGUUCUCCCGAACUGCUUGUGGGGGACACCCAGUACGGGCCUCCCGUGGACGUCUGGGCCAUUGGCUGCGUCUUCGCUGAGCUGCUGUCCGGCAUCCCGUUGUGGCCGGGGAAAUCCGACGUGGACCAGCUCUACCUGAUCCGGAGGACUUUGGGGGACCUCAUUCCCAGGCACCAGCAGGUCUUCAGCACCAACCAGUUCUUCAGUGGGGUCAGAAUCCCGGAUCCAGAGAGCAUGGAGCCUCUGGAAAUGAAAUUCCCAUCCAUUUCUUAUUCCGCCCUCGGACUCAUGAAGGGCUGCCUUCACAUGGAUCCGGCUGAGCGGCUGACCUGUGAGCAGCUCCUGCAACAUUCCUAUUUUGAUGGCAUCCGUGACGUGGAGCUGGGGAGGGAGCGGUCCAUGACACGGAAGCCCAGCCGGCCGACCCGGAAGCACAUCCCUGGGUUGCAGUACCUUCCCCAGUUAACCAGCAGCAACAUCUUGCCUGCUUUGGACAACAAGAAGUACUACUGCGGGAUGAGAAAACUGAACUACCGUUUCCCUAACAUCUAACAUGGAUUGAUCAUGAACAGAUAUGGUGCCCCGAAAGGGAGAAGAGAAGUGGGAAAUGCAAACGUAUUGGCAGACACCGACGCGAGCCACCAAGUCCUUACUUCCUCUGAACGGGGCAAACCUAGAAAGAGAAGUGACCAGAGGUUUGGAAAAAACUUGUGGCUCAACUGAAAAUGCAUCUGUUUGGACUUAGAAGUUUGUUUUUGUGCAGCUAGAACUGGAAUUGUAUCCUUGUUGUUCAGGAUUGUCAUUUGCUUGGAACAUGUACCAUGUGCGGAAGGAGUUAGAGCAGCCACUGAAGCGGAAGGUGAUUCAAAGAUGCCAAAUACCUAUCAUUCACAAAAAACCCUUUGUGUCAAAACGAGAGAGGGAAAGUUGGUUUAUAUCUUCAAUAGUAUCGUAACGGCCGAUCCUGCGUACACACCCAUUCAGAUAGUUUUGUGCACUGAGGCUUGAAAGCCAGGAUGUUACCCAUUCAAACCUUGCCUUGGCUACAAAUCACUUCUCUUAGAUACAGCAGUGCCGCCUCUUUUUACAUUUCAAUCCGUGUCUUUUCUUGUUUUGCCCAAACAAGUCACAGCGUUAUUUUAGAUGGGGUCUGGCUAAAGCAGAACAGUUCCUCCUUAGACACUAUCCUCCUAUCGAUGUAGCCUAGAAUCGCAUGGGCCUUUUAAGCUGUUGAAUCACACUGUUGACUCAUGUUCAGCUUGUUGCCGCCAAAGAUUCCUAGAUGCUUUUCCCAUGGGAUCUUGUCAAGAGAGAAAAAGGUUUGCCCAAUUAUUACCAGAUCUUGCUUUAGAUUCUGAACUAUAAACCGGUAAUAACAGAAUGUUUUUUUCCUCAUCAAAUAGAAGAAUCGUAAUUUAACACAUUAGAAUAAUAGAAUAAUAGAGUUGGAAGAGACCACAUGGGCCAUCUAGUUCCAGCCCCUUGCCAUGCAGGAAAAGCACAUUUCCAGGAAGCCUUUGUGUACAUAUUAUCUAUCUAUUUAUCUAUCUAAUCUUUAACCAAGUCCUAUUUUAUUAAGUGGGACAUGUUGGAAAUGAACAUGCCAUCAACUAUAGAUUUCAUCAGAACUGGAUGUGGCCUUAAAUUUACUUUGAAGACCAUGUUAAAGAGGUGUCUCUCUGUGUUGUUGUGUUUGCAGAAUCAAAACAGUUGGUUUAUACUCAUUUCAUUGUAAUUUCUGGCAUGGAUUCUACCUUGGUACCUCUCUCCUGCGUAGGGAACUGUACACUACUUUUGAGUUAUUUGUAUCUCAAUCUUAUUUCUAUCUUAACAUUAGCUAUUCUUCAGAAACAAAUGCUAUGUCUUAGUAACCGGUUAAAAAACCCAUUAUGCUGAGAGUGGCCUAAUGCUGCUUUCCAAAACAUCCCUUGUCCAACAUGACACGCUCCUGAUACGUUGUACUACAAAGCCCAUCAUCAGGCCAUCAUGGCCUUUGGCGUGGUUCAUAGAAGUGUAAGUAGUAGAUAACAUUAUUCAGUUUUGACUGCACUGUGAGCAACAGACACAACCUGCAAACUACUGAAUGCAGGGCUCGAUGACCAAUGGACUAAUGCUUGAUGUAACCUCAUCUUGGGCGUUGUUCCGGGUGUAAUUAAAAAUCUAUUCUUGUAGAAUUAAAA
This is a messenger RNA of Anolis carolinensis (green anole), 2868 nucleotides long. It is a transcript of the gene cdkl1, whose product is annotated as cyclin dependent kinase like 1. Gene Ontology annotation, cellular component: nucleus. The coding region runs from base 188 to 1240 and encodes 350 amino acids. NCBI's taxonomy places the organism in Eukaryota, Metazoa, Chordata, Lepidosauria, Squamata, Anolidae. Gene Ontology annotation, biological process: protein phosphorylation. Gene Ontology annotation, molecular function: ATP binding; protein serine/threonine kinase activity. The record is from RefSeq and is a predicted model, not a curated record. The transcript is spliced from 10 exons.